AUAGAUAAGUUCCAUAGAUAAAAAUUUCCAAUAUUACAGGAAGUGGGAUUUGCGAUACCAUCAUAACGAAUGUGGUCAUUUAUUUGUUUAAUUUCAUUAUUUGUAAUUUGUGUUCAAUCUGUUUGUAAACUACCGACAGAUGAAAAUGUGAAACACUUGGACAUACGAAUUCCAGAACAACCUGUACCACAGAAGUUAACGCAUUAUGUUUGUCAACAAUUCAAGGUACCAGACGAUCAAGAUUACAAUGCAAUCGCCUUCGAAGGACUGAUAGCUAACCCUGGAGUUGUUCACCACGUACUCGUGUUUGGCUGUGACUUUGACGUCGAUAUAUUUGAACCACAUGAAUGUGGAACUUAUGAUGGCAGAUGUAGAAGCUGGUUGGCUCAGUGGACAAUAGGGGUUUAUGGGAAGACUUGUACGUAUCCUGAUACUGGUAUCCGGUUCGGAAAGAACUCUUACAAGUACAUGUCUAUACAAAUCCACUGGAAUAAUUACAACUUGGAUUCGAAUCUAACAGAUAACUCUGGUAUAAGACUUCAUUAUACAGACAAGCUAAGGAAAAAUGAAGUUGGAAACGUGCAGAUUGGACAAAACGACCUUGAAAUCCCUGUUCGGAGUGACCAUUUUCUAAAGAACGGAAGUUGUAGUGAGACAUGUACACAGCGCAUGCUUCCUCAUCCAAUUUAUCUAACAAAAACUUAUAUCCAUAUGCACAACUUAGGAGUUGCAGGAAAGUUUGAAAUAUAUCGUAAUGGACGACUGAUCCGAGAAAUAGCUCAUGAUUCUGUAUACAACUAUCACAAGUCUCCAAUACACUUCCAUGAUCCACCAGUUGAAGUACGACCAGGUGAUGAAGUAAAACUAUCCUGUUGGUUUACUUCCGGUGAUAAGAACCAUACGAUAUAUUGGGGAGAAGGAUCUGAUGCAGAAAUGUGUUACGCAUUUGUUUCAUACUACCCAAAAGUUAAAGGAUUUGACCAAUGCAUUCAGUUUGAUGAAUACGAUGUUAACUGCAAUGUCGACGGAGAGCUUUAUAUGGGUGGAUGUACAAUGGAAAUGUUUGAAUCAGACUUACAGACAGACUUGAUACAGGAUAUACAGAAGACAUGUAAAGCAGACGACAUGUGCGUCACUUCCUGUUCAGCGGCCAUCCAGACUUUAACUGAACAUCCAUGCUUCAACGGACGAUUUAAAGACUACUCAGUAAGGUUAUUUCCACCUAAAAUCCCCGGUUGGAAUGCUGUAAUGGACUUGUUAGAAAGACACUACAAGUCUUGCUCCUAAUAAACCAAUCACACUCUUUGA
Mytilus trossulus (common blue mussel) is the source of this 1308-nucleotide messenger RNA. Its product is annotated as dopamine beta-hydroxylase-like. The coding region runs from base 70 to 1287 and encodes 405 amino acids. Lineage: Eukaryota; Metazoa; Mollusca; Bivalvia; Mytilida; Mytilidae. Gene Ontology annotation, molecular function: copper ion binding; dopamine beta-monooxygenase activity. The transcript has 9 exons. The record is from RefSeq and is a predicted model, not a curated record.